UUACAACGACAUGUGGCCCAGGCACUUUAAAACAGACGAGUUUUGUAUACCGUAUAGCCGGGUUGAUUCUGUGUCUCUCCCCGCAGUCGAGAAGGAGAUUCCCGGAAAUAUACUGACGGAACAGCCAGACUCCAUGUUGGCUCGCAGAAACAGAGACUGCUCCAAUAGCUUAGCUUACUAGCUAACUACCGUUUAAAAAAAGGCAGGGGACAACCAGUGAGCUGACAGAAGUGGUGUGCCAAAGAUGACCAAUGAGACAGAGAAUGGGACAGGUGAGAGUGGCGAUGGUGAUGCUCAAGGUACCCCUGCUCCAGAACCUGUCCGAUGCCCCAUCUGCUUGACCCCCCCGGAGGCUCGUGACCCAGCCGUCCCAGAGAGCUGCAGCCAUGUGUUCUGUCUCCGCUGUAUCCUAAAAUGGGCCCAGACAGUCCCCUCCUGCCCAGUGGACCGAAAGAGGUUCAAUGUUGUUUACAAACUGGACACCAUUCUGGGAGCAGUGAAGAUUCCUGUGAAGCAAUUAGCUAGCCUAGUGGGACUUCAGAUAUGCUGCCACAACAAGAGAAAAGAAACUAAGGGCUGCAUAUCAAGGAGGAGGGCAGUUGAAAAGACACUGGAAGGGAAUUCACAUGCCAAAGUGAAAGAGGAUUUUGUGAGAAAAUGUAAAUCUCGUGCCUCUAAAUGCAACCAGGAAUCUUUGGAUUUGAGGAAGAAAAUGGGGAUGGAUGUGUGUGGCCCUCAAAUUCUGGCCCCCUACACCUUCUGCUUAGACUCAGCAGGAGAAACAAGUGCUACUCUGACUCGGUGCUAUGCAGAGCUUUUGCGUGUGGACAUCAGGGAGCCCUUUGUCCUGCAGAAACAGCACAGACUGGAGCUUGAGGAGCAGCCUUGGCUGUGUCCAGCAGCGCCCAUGCCUGCCAGUGGCCUCUCUCUCCACCCUGGUAGUCUCUCUGAGUCCCUGAGGUCCCUAUCACCACAGUGUACCUCUGCAGCAGGAUUACAUGCAGGAUGCUUUGUGUUUGAGGUAGAGGACUGCAUUGUUACCUGUGCAAGAGGAGGGGAGAAGAAGACAGUGAGACCAUCAAUCUCCAAAGGGUCAAAGAAUCAAACUGAGGAUUCAGCAGCGAAGCGGUCUUCCUGGCAUAGCAAGGCUGAGGAUCAGCCCUCACCACCGUCACACCAUUCAUCCUCAGACGACUCUGUUACCGACUCCCCCACAAGACAGACUCCACAACCAGAUCUGAAAGUAGCAAGGGGGAUGAAUGCAAAGCAGGUGACAAAGCAGCAGUCCCCUGCAAAGAGGAGACGACAAAAGGCCUCUCAGGAACCCUACAGCAGCCUGGAGAAGUUUGGAGCUGAGGAGCUGGUAGAGGAAGAGGAAGGGGAGGAAGAGAAGGAGGAAACUGAUGAAGACUCUGAGUUUCACAUCUCAGGGCACCAAAAUGCAAAUUCACAAAGUGGUACCUCUAAACAGCACACAAAUCAGGAAGCCAGCCACAUCGCACCCCCUGAACACGACACCCAACAGGAAGUCAGCUGCAACAUAAUUACUGAUCACAACUUGCCACAGGCAACCUCCAGUGACAUUUCACAACAGGAAUGCGAAGGGGUAGAAGACUGGGCAAAAAGUGAGAGUGACACCAGCAGGGGCUGUGACUCAGAGGAGAUGGCAGUUACUCAAAACAAAGUUCCUACAUUUUCACCAGGACAGGGCCAUCUGAAGAUGCCAUCAUCUGAUGAAGAACUCCGGGAGUGCCCAAAAGUAUCCCCUAACAGGGAGCAUGCUGCAGCUGUGGAGCUGGAAAAAGGGGCCUUUUCUGUUGAAGAAGACGACAUGCUCUCCUCUGGUCACCAAAAGUUAGUGGAGCCAGAGAGGCCCUCAGAAAACAUUAUGUCCUCAAGCUGUGACCAGCUAAUAGUGAUAGAUGUGGAUCUUAUGGAGGCUACUGCUGAGGGGGCUGAAUCCCAGGCUCAGGCAGAGAUGGAGAAGCCCAGCCAAGACUCUAAGCCCAACACCUCUGCCUUCUCAAAUGGUGACAGGACAGAGUCCAGUGGAAGUGUUUCUGACAAAUUUCAAAAUGCAGAUUCAAAUGUGACCAUAUUGAAGUGGACACCUGAAAUGAACCAUGAGGAGUUUCCCUCUGAGGACAACACAGACUUAGUCUCCAUGGAAUGUGACUCGCCCAGCAGCGAAUUCCAAGAGCUGGGACCUGAACAGGAGGGUGGGAGCACCAGGGCUGCCUGCAUGACCCCGCAGACAGCGCCUGUAGAUCCUGCUGUGGUAACUGUCCCCCUGCAGGACAAGACAGAAGCCAGGCCACGCAAGUCUCGAUUCCACUCCCCUUCCACAACGUGGUCCCCCAAGAGAGAUUCAAAAAGGGAGCAGCAUCGAUCGCCGUCCCAGGACCGCAAUGCCACCCCGACCUCCAGGCACAGGUCCAGGACCUGCAGCAGAGAACGUGACAAUGACCGCAGCAGGGACAGGCUGAGGAGGGAGGGUUCCCGGAGGAACCGCAGCAGAGACCGGAGAAGCAGAAGGCGCUCUAGAAGCAGGUCUCGGUCCAGGAACAGAAUGUUUUGCAGAGGCUCUCCACCAGAGCGAGCAGAGCCUGGCAGACAGUCUCCUCACAGGAGGGACAGACGUGCCAAUGACGCAUGGAGGAACAACUGGGGAAAUGACCAGUCCAAAAGUGAUGACCAGGACAGGCUAAGUGGUGCCUUCAGCAAGGAUGUGGAUGAUUCUGACAAGAGAGGCCCAGCAGCGGAGAGAAGUAGAGGGCAGAACAUCGAUGGGAUGAAAGAGAAAUGUGAUUUGGAGGGUGUGGGCUGUAGCACGGGGAUUGCGAGCACUUCUCGAUGGGAGGAAAGCCAUGGGGGCUGGAAUUCAGAAAGUCGGCGUGACAUUGGCUGGGGACGCGGAGGCCCCAGGGACGAGCCACAGCAAAACCGAUGGCAAACAAGGAAUUCUCUCUCAGGGAUAGCAAACAGCUCAGGGAACGAGUCUCACAGCAAGUUCAACGAGGGCCAGUCUGCGAGCUCUGCCUCUGCCCUCCUCCUGUCUGAGGUACCUGUGGAUCGCUCAGGCUGGUCUUCAGCCUCUAGCCGCGCGGUACGCAGAACACUGCCCGCAGAUGUACAGAGCUACUACUCCAGGAGGGGGCGGAACUCAGCCGGCCCAGGGUGUGGGUGGAACAGGCAGGACGAAGAGAUGCCAGCACAAGAUGUACCCCGUGGUGAACCGCAAGCCACACCCCGCAGUGAGGGCUCCCAGCUGGUUCCCAGCAUCCCACAGCAGCCAAUGGCUGUUCUGCACUUCCCCAUGGGGGCACACGCCCCUCCCAUGAGCCUGCAGCCACCCCACUUUGGUGUGCCCCCUCAGGUUCCAGCGCCAGUACACCCUGCCAUGCCACUUUUCCAGGGCCUGCCCCCACCCCCACCCCCUCCGCCACCCCUCCAACAGGUCGACGGCCGACCUGCACGGCAGGCAAUGACCAGCAUUCCUGGCCAAGGAGGCAACCGAUUCACUGCUCCCUCUCUGGCAAGUUAUACCAAAGUCCCAGGAAGUGCAGGUCACCCUUCUGCCCCACUCCCCUCCUCCACCACGCAGCAUGGGGCUGCAGACAGACUCUCUGUCAGCAAAGACUUCACCAAAGUGGAGGCGUGUGCUGACAGCUCCAAGAAGGAGAAGAAGCUACAGAUCCAGGAGAAAGCUAUCCAGGAAGUAAAGACAGCCAUUAAACCCUUUUACCAAAAUAAGGAGAUCACCAAGGACGAGUACAAAGAGAUUGUGCGCAAAGCAGUGGAAAAGGUUUGCCACAGCAAGAGUGGAGAAGUGAAUUCUGGGAAAGUGGCUAAUUUGGUGAAGGCGUAUGUUGAAAAAUACAAACAUGUGCGCAAGAAUAAAUCUGACGUUCUUAGCAAAUGCUGAAUGAUGCUUUGCUUAGUGAAGUUUCUACAAGCUGAUCAUUAUCUCCAUACAGAGAUGGUAGAUCAGCGUUCAUCUUUUAAAUAUCAGACCUUAUAUUAAUAAAUGAAUGAAUUUUUCUAUAGAUUUCAUAUUUUGAUUCAAGCCAUUUGGAAAUUGUAGCAUAAAGCAGUUAUUUUGAAUAGAUGCAGUGGGACCCACAGAUCCAAACAGAAGUCUUGCUUUGUGCGGAACAUGUUUGAGCAAUGAAAUGUCGCCUAAUCAUGGCCUUGCUGAAUGAAAAUAUGUACAGAUUAGGAGCUGUAAUUGAGCACGCUGUCAUUUUGGCCUGUAAAGAACCCACACAGGAGGAGUGUACAGUUUGUCUCCAUUGUGAUCCAUUAAAUACUUAGUUUAAUUUUGCUUUCCUUUUUUAUUGUAAUGAUUCUCGUGAAAAACCUAGAUAAAUGUCUCAUCCUCAGAUUCUUUGUCCAUCAGACCUGUCUGUUAGGACAGUGUGGCAAGUAACACGGGUUUAAAUCCUCGGUUACAUCACAGACCGUUAGCCAAUCGGGGGAAGCUACGCUUGUGACCUGUUAGAUGCAGCU
Messenger RNA from Megalops cyprinoides (Indo-Pacific tarpon), 4509 nucleotides. It is a transcript of the gene scaf11, whose product is annotated as SR-related CTD-associated factor 11. Gene Ontology annotation, biological process: spliceosomal complex assembly. The record is from RefSeq and is a predicted model, not a curated record. Gene Ontology annotation, molecular function: RNA binding. The transcript has 15 exons. Bases 245 to 3925 code for a protein of 1226 amino acids. Lineage: Eukaryota; Metazoa; Chordata; Actinopteri; Elopiformes; Megalopidae.